AUGGAUUCCAAUCGAAGCCGCAAACGCCCUCGCACGGGGGCGUUCAAGAAGGGAUCCUUGAAGAGGAUCAAACUUGAAAAUUUUAUGACCUACAAAAAAGCUGAGGUCGUGGCCAAGCCCAGCUUGAACGUCAUCUUGGGGCCCAACGGCACCGGAAAGAGCUCCCUCGUUUGCGCCCUGUGCCUGGGACUGGCGGGCAGGCCAAAGCUCCUAGGAAGAGCGGACAACUUGAGAGACUAUGUCUUGAGGGGAAAGAAGGGCGGAAGUGUCGAAGUGACGAUCAGUGGGGGCGGGGAAGAAAGGGACAAGACAAUUAGGAGGGAACUAAAUUCCAAGGACAACACCUCCACCUGGACGAUUGAUGAAAAGCCAGCCACAAUGGCUGAAGUUGAAAAAUUGAAGGACAGAAUGAAUAUCCAAUUGGACAACCUGUGCCAGUUUCUUCCACAGGAUCGAGUUGUGGAGUUUGCACGCCUCAGCCCAACUGACCUGCUACUCGAAACUGAGAAGGCCAUCGGCAAUUCCAGGCUGUGUGAACAACACAAGGAAUUGAUGGAGCUGGGUAAGGCUUCCAGACUGCAACGACAGAACAUGGCAGCAAUUGAGAAGGAGCUAGCGAAGGCAAAGCAGUCCCAGGAACACAACGGGCAGGAUGUUGAAAACUAUGAGCUGCGCCAGAGUCUGUUCGAAACAAUCGAGGCAGCAAAAGCCAAAAAACAGUGGGCGGAAGUGCAUGAGAGGGAAAUGAGAUUGGAGGAAAGUAGGGAAAAGCUAGAGGCUGCAAAGCGUGCUGUGGCGAAUGCUGCAGACAAAGAAGAGAAGGCCCUGAAGAGCAUUGCGCCACUGAAGGCUGACAAGGUGCUGUACAUGAAGGAGAAUGACAGCACCAGAAAGCAGUGCGAGAGUGGGGCAUGUGCGAUCAAACGGCUGGGCAAUCAUGCCUCUGAACAGGUGGCAGAGUUGAAAGGUCAUGCUGAAGGUUUGGAGAACGGCGAGGAGGAUUCACAAAAGGUAUGUGAAAAGAUCAAGUCCAAAGAGGACGCACUGGCAAAGGCCACAGAGCAGCUCAAGUCCCUGGGGCAGGUCUCGCCUCAGUACAAGACGAACAUGGACCGCCUGAGGGUCCUUGUGAGCGACUCCAAUACCAAGGCCAGGUGCUACCAAAGGGACAUGGGUCUUGUUGAGCAGGAGCUGUCGCAGGCAAUACGCCACUGCAAUGCAAUCCAAGAUAAGUUGAAACGUCUGAAUGACAUCAAGUUUCAGCGCAUCAGAUAUCUGGAGCAUCGGCGUCCUGCUUUCCGUGGACUGCUGCAGGCCUAUGAAUGGGUGCAGAAGAAUCAGCACCUGUUCCGCUCUCAUGUGUACGGCCCACUAUGUGCCGAAGUGGUUGUGGCGGAUAAACAGAUCGCAGCAUGCCUAGAAGGCACUGUGCCACUCCAUGUGUGGACAUACUUCGUCACACAGACAAGGGAAGAUAGUGACAAGCUUCGGUCAUGCCUGCGAGACCACAUGAGGAAUGGAGGAAGUGUGCUUUGCUACAAUGACGACUCUACCGCGCCCUUGCACCCUCCAAACCAGGCAACGGCGAUUCCCGAGUUCGGCAUCGCUCACACACUUGACGAGGUAUUUGAGGCGCCCAACGCUGUGAAGCAAGUGUUGAACUCUGACGCCGCCAUUAGCAGAUGCUACAUUGGCACCAGGGAGACCCAGGAAUGCCUGGAGGAAUUGCUCCAGUGCCGCCACGAUGUGUCCAGGGUCUGCACGCCAGAUGAGAUUGUGUCUGUAAAGGUUUCGCGGUAUGGGGGAGGUGUACGAUCUACCAUUCACAGGGCGACACCACAACCUGCAUUCCUGACAUUGUCAAGUGGUGGUGACGAGGUGGACAGGCUCCGUAACGACCUGCUGAAAGCCCAGCAGGUCAUGAGGGACCUGCAGGAGCAGCAAGCUGAGCACGAGAAGGACUACAGGCAGGCCAAGCAGAGCUUGGACGCUGCCAAAAAGGAGAAGAAUGAACUCACCAAUAAAGAGCAAAAGAGGAGUGAACAGUGCAAGAAGCUAAAGAUCCAAAUCAAGACGCACGAGAGAGUUCUGCGCAAGCUGCGUAAGCGGAAUAGCCCAAAGGGGGAGGGCUCUGAGUGUGAGCAGGCCCUGGAAGCUGGCAUGGGCGACUACCUGAGGGAGGUGAGGCAUGGGAUGGCAAAGAUCAUGCACUGGUGGCCAGUGUAUGAAGAACACGCAGCUGCAGCAUUGCGCCUUGCAGAAUGCAGCAUGAAGUUAACAGAAAGCACAAAUUCUGCCACCAGCAUGAAGAUAGAUAAGAAGAGACACCAGCGCAUCCAUAAUCAAAUCGUGCACAUCGUCCGCAGUGACGAGCGCAAACUGAGGGAAUCUGAAAAGGAUGCCGAGCACGACUUCCCUCUAUCCCAAGAGCUGGAGGCCAAGUUUAGAGAAUUGCCAGAUGACGAUGAAGAUCUGGAGGAUUUUAUUGAAGAGACACAGAUGCAGGCCAACGGCAUUGUCUGUGCGAACCCUGCUGCGGCCCAGCGGUAUAGGGCCAAUCUGCAGACCAUCAGCAGACUUGAGAAGGAACUGCGGGAGCAAUCUGUACAGCUGCAGGACCUGGAGGCCAUGAUUGCAACCCGCAAGGAUGAAUGGCUGCCCGACCUCCGCAAGGUGGUUGAGAAGAUCAACAAGACAUUCAGCAGAAAUUUUGCAAAGAUCGGGUGUGCAGGCGAAGUCCGGCUUGCCGGAGAAGAUCAGUACACAGACCAAUACGACAAAUACGCAGUGGAAAUCUUGGUGAAGUUCAGAGAGGAGGAAGACUUGGAACCUUUGGAUGCCACACGCCAGUCUGGUGGAGAGCGCUCAGUGGCCACAAUGCUGUACCUGAUCUCUCUGCAGGACGUGACCGAGACGCCCUUCAGGGUGGUGGAUGAGAUCAACCAGGGCAUGGACGCGAAUAACGAGCGGAAGGUGUUCAAUCAGCUGGUGGAGAGCGCCAGCCUGCCUGGCACGCCACAGUGCUUCCUGAUCACGCCCAAGUUGCUGCCCAACCUGUCCUAUUCGGACUCGGUCACUGUCCACACGCUGUUUAACGGCCCCAACAUAGAGUCGGUGGGAGCACUUGAGGCCUCGGAACAGCUUGAGAAGCUGUGCGGCUGCCGGAUUCGGAAAGCAAUACCUGUUUGA
This is a messenger RNA of Ostreobium quekettii, 3189 nucleotides long. NCBI's taxonomy places the organism in Eukaryota, Viridiplantae, Chlorophyta, Ulvophyceae, Bryopsidales, Ostreobiaceae. The record is from the annotation of a GenBank genome assembly.